GGGGGGGGGGGCGCCUCUGGCUCUUAAAGGGGGCACGGCCCUGGGGUGGGGCCACCUCGGGGUGAGAUGGAGCGCGGCCCGGCGGAGGAGCCCCCCGCCAUGGAGCUGGGCCGCCCGGGCCGGCAGCGCGUCCCCGACUGCAUCCGACGGCAGAAGCGCCGGGAGCUGGAUGCCCGCCGCAGUAAAUGCCGCAUCCGCAUCGGGGGGCACCUGGAACGCUGGUGUCGCCUCAAGGAGCAGCUCGGCUUCGCCCUGCACUCCCAGUUGGCCCAGUUCCUCCUCGACAGGUACAGCUCCCACGGCUGCGUCUGGAGCCCAGGCGAGCCGGAGCCCAGCCUUCUCCAUGCCGAUGCCCUGCAGCGCCUGGUUGCCCUGUCCCAUGGUCAUGGCCAAGAGUGUGGUUUCAUCCCCGACGUGAAGCCCCCAGCUCCAGGCAGCACGUCCCAGCUGGUGUGGGAAUGUGUGGCUGGGCACAGCUUCUCCUGGGGUGUCCCUGAGGCAGCGGGGUACCGGACCCCCACGACCAGCCACCACGGAGAGGAACGACAGGGGGACUCGGGGUGCACGCCCCCACCAACCACCGGCCGCCGGCGCUCGCUCCGCCGAGCAGGGCUGGCCGCUGGGUCCGGUGCUGGGAAGGGCGAAGCCAAACUGGAGGGAGCAGCUCAGUCGCCCGUCGCUGAUGGGGACCAGAGAGAGGAGCCAGCAGCUGGUAGCGAUGGUGGUGAUGAUGGUGAUGCAGCUCCCAAAGUGCCAGCAGAGAUGGGGACCACGGCAGAAGAUCACAGGAGUGCACUCGUUCCAGAGGAGAAAACGGAGCAGGGGGCUGAGCCCCAAGAGGAAGAGGAGGACGAGGACUUUGCCGAGGAUGAUGACCUUGCCUACACCGAUGACCUGCGUGAUGAGAACUACCACCCAUCUCUGGACAGUGACUCUGAGCUGCAGCGACAACAAAGCCAGACCAAAGCCCGUAAGAAACCCAUAAAGGAGGAGCAGCCCCGAAAUGAGCCGAGUCUGACCAGCUCCACCCCAUCGGAGAUGAGUGGACGAGUCAGCUGCAAGAGGCGAGCCCGGCCGUGCGACGAGGACAUGGCCCAGAUCGGCCCGAAGAGGAUCAGGAAGGCAGCGAAGCGCGAGAUCCUCCUGUGCGACUUUGAAGGCUGUGGCAAGAUCUUCUCCAACCGCCAGUACCUGAAUCACCACAAGAAGUACCAGCAUGUCCACCAGAAGACCUUCACCUGCUCAGAGCCCAGCUGCGGGAAGUCCUUCAACUUCAAGAAGCACCUCAAGGAGCACGAGAAACUGCACAGCGACAAGCGGGACUAUAUCUGUGAAUUCUGCGCCCGUUCCUUUCGUACCAGCAGCAACUUGAUCAUCCACAGGCGUAUCCACACAGGGGAGAAACCCCUGCAGUGUGAGAUCUGUGGCUUCACCUGCCGCCAGAAAGCCUCCCUGAACUGGCACAUGAAGAAACACGACGCUGACUCCUUCUACCAGUUCUCCUGUGACAUCUGUGGCAAGAAGUUUGAGAAGAAAGACAACGUCACUGCCCAUAAAAGCAAAAGUCACCCGGAGGUGCCCGGUGGACCCCCACAAGCUGAGGGGGGCCAGGGGCAGGCUGUGCCAUCCCCACCGCCCAACCUCGGCGCAGGGAUGCAGGCAGGGCUGGAGCAGCCGGAGGUACCCGGAAUGGUGGCCGUGGAGAUGCCAGGGCUCGGAGACGCUCCGGGGAGUAGCGGUGAACCGGAGAAGACCCCCCCGUCUCCUUUUGCAGCCUCAGCCGAGUAUCAGAGGGGCGGUGGGCAGGAUCCAGCUGCGCCCUGAGGCCAGGUGACGGAUGGCGUUGGCUUGUAGCAGGACUCAUCCUCCAGUUCGUGGCCUCCCGUGGGGCCAGGAGGACCAAGGCAGCAAGGUGAAAUGACGCCGGCCCCCACGGCACGUGGCAGCAGCACGUCCAGGUGCCAAAAAUACAAGGGACAGGGGGAAAUCCCACCGAAGGCUUUCCCACCCCAGCCUGGGCUUCCCUCAAGCUCGCAGCAGCACCGCCACAAGCAGAGAGCAUCUUCCUGCGAGGAGGGAGCGUGAGGCUGCCGGAGGCAUUGCCAGGGCCCUUAAUAAAGACUUUUUUUUUUUUUUUUUUUUUUUUUUUUUACAUAAAAUAAGUGGGUUUCCCCACUUGCGCCAGCCGCCUCUGCACCUCAGUGCUGUUUCUAUGAAAAACAAGAGGUAGAAAAGCAAGACUUCUGUGUGUGCAGCCUGCCUCAACACCCCGGCCAAAGGUCAUCUGUAUUUAGCACAAUAAAAAAAAAAAAAUAA
Molecule: messenger RNA, 2316 nt
Organism: Falco peregrinus (peregrine falcon)
Lineage: Eukaryota; Metazoa; Chordata; Aves; Falconiformes; Falconidae
Product: zinc finger protein 692-like
Exons: 12
Coding region: 67-1824 (585 amino acids)
Biological process (GO): regulation of transcription by RNA polymerase II
Cellular component (GO): nucleus
Source: RefSeq, a predicted model, not a curated record